CGGGGAAUUGUACUUUGAGUUGAGCUGCCUAACUUAAAAAUUCUGUUUUAAAAUUAAGACUUUCUUUCUCAUUUCUUCUGAAUCCUUCUGCGAAUUUACUUGCUCUCCAUGGGUUUAUUAGACCAACUUUGGGAUGAUACAGUUGCCGGACCAACACCUGAAACCGGUCUCGGAAAACUAAGAAAACAUUCGACCUUUUCUUUCCGAUCAAAUUCCGGCAAUAAGGAAGUAGAAUCAGUUGCGAGAUCUAACAGUGAAGAUUUGUCUGACGAAGUGCACAGAAAUGUGACUCGCAGUAUAAUGAUUCUAAAACCGAGACCAGGGAAUCUGACGAUUAACGGUAAUGAUGGUGGUGGAUCAUCAGCACCAGCUUCACCAGCUGGAUCUACUCCUCCCGUAUCGCCUUUCACUCCAUCAGGAUCACCAUUCUCUGGUGGUAGAGAAUCAAAUCGUUUUCGUCGCAGAUUAUCGUCGGAUGUUUACGAGAGAGGAGCGGCUUCCUCGGCACCAACAGCAGUCCCCAUCCGAGCAGCAGCAGCAGCAACAACAGCAAUGGGGGAUGGAUCCAGGGGUACACCUCCUACUUACAACGUGUGAAAUGUGACCUCCACUAGUUUCUUUCACCUGACCGGCGACUUUUACUUACGACUACUACUUUUUAUAUCAGACGAGGAUACAAGAUCGAAUCGAAUACUAGCAGGCUUUCUUUUUUUUGUUGGUUUAGGUUUUGUUAUAUAGUAAUAUGGUAGUGCUAGAUAAGCAUGUAUUUAGCGUAUGUUGUUCCUUUGUAUGCGUGUAUAUAAUGUAUGGAGUCACUACCUCCGGCCACCAUUUAGGGUGGUUGAUUGCCUCAGUGGAUGUGCAAUGGAGUUUGAAGAGCGAGUAAGAAGAGCCGAGUUUUUUUUGUUUUUUGUUAUGCUUUUUUCUAGUGAGGAUGUGUAAUACCGGUGAAUCAGUGAUGUUUAGUAAAACUAGCUUGAGAGAGCUGUGUGAUUUUUAUGCAAGUAAAUUUGGAAUUUGAAGGGUUUCACUUCUUGUUCGAGCUGUA
Messenger RNA from Papaver somniferum (opium poppy), 1048 nucleotides. RefSeq names its product dormancy-associated protein homolog 3-like. The record is from RefSeq and is a predicted model, not a curated record. The coding region runs from base 109 to 597 and encodes 162 amino acids. The transcript has 3 exons. Lineage: Eukaryota; Viridiplantae; Streptophyta; Magnoliopsida; Ranunculales; Papaveraceae.